Messenger RNA from Sesamum indicum (sesame), 2852 nucleotides. NCBI's taxonomy places the organism in Eukaryota, Viridiplantae, Streptophyta, Magnoliopsida, Lamiales, Pedaliaceae. The record is from RefSeq and is a predicted model, not a curated record.
CGGAACCGGGAUUGCAGCGCUGCAACUCUUGAUUCCUCUUCGCUUUCUGUUUGUUUGAUCUUGAUAGCUAGAGUAGUUUCUUUAUUAUAGUAUUCGGAGCUGAAUUCUGACAUGACUCCUCGACUUUUGGUGGAGUACUCGAUCUUGAGGUUGUGCUUUGAUUUGUGAACAUCUCGGGGAUCAAUAUGCAAGCUCUGACCAUUUGGCCUUCAGCAAGUGGGUCUUGGCACUCCUGUGUGAUACCUCAGGUGGAUUUAGAAUUAUGUUCUUGUCUUAGUUUAGUUAAAUGCGGAGAGAGAAGGAAAAGAUUGGAUUUUUGCCGUAAUCCCUGCAAUAGUUUAUUCCAUUUAUCAAGCUAUUUCAGGGGUUUUAGAGGUGGUACUAGUCUUGUACGGCGAAACUUUGAGUUGAAAUGUAAGUUUUUAUCUUUCUGCCCCCAAGGCACGGGUUAUCUCUUGUCCAAACCCAAAAAAGAUUCACUUGGUGCGGCCUUUGCCUUGGCAUGGGCCCUGGAGGAACCCACAGUUGGAGACGAUAUUGCCAAAGAAGAGUUAGACCACUUAAAUGACUCUUUGGAGCAUAGAGAUGAUGCGGAAAUUGCUCGUGUUCAACUGGAUGAAGUAAAGGAGAGUGAUUCACGCGCAAAUAAUUAUGGAGACUCCGUGGAUAAUAAUCAUGAGGAUGAUGAUGUGCAAAAGGGUGGAAGUGAUAAUGGAGAAGAAGUUCAAAGUGGGAAUAGUCAGAGGAUUGAUGUUCGUGCCCUGGCAUGGAGACUGCACUCAGCCAAAACUGCAGAUGACGUGGAAGAAGUUCUCAAGGAGAAACAGAAACUUCCACUUCAGGUGUAUUCUACGAUAAUUAGAGGCUUUGGCAAAGACAAGAGGCUAGACUCAGCAAUGGCUCUCUUUGAGUGGCUUAUUAGAAAGAGAAAAGAGACUGAUAGUCCUCUCAGACCCAACAUUUUUAUAUAUAACAGCCUUUUGGGAGCAAUGAAGCAAGCUGAAAAUUUUGAUGAUGUUGAGAAAGUAAUAAAUGAUAUGGCUGUAGAAGGGGUGCUUCCUAAUAUUGUGACAUACAACACUUUAAUGGGCAUUUACAUAGAACAGGGAAAAGAAGUCAAGGCUCUCCAACUUUUUGAGGAGAUGCCAACCAAAGGUGUAUCUCCAUCUCCUGCUUCUUAUUCUACUGUCUUAUUCGCUUAUCGUAGAAUGGAAGAUGGAUUUGGAGCUCUGACGUUCUUUCUUGAGAUAAAAAACAAAUACCAAAAAGGUGAAAUCGGGAAAGAUGAUGAAGAAGACUGGGAACAUGAGUUUGCCAAGCUAGAAAACUUCACUAUUCGUAUCUGCUACCAAGUGAUGAGACGCUGGCUUGUGGCGAGUGAGACCCUAAGCACUGAGGUAUUGAGGCUGCUGAAAGAGAUGGAUAAGGCUGGCUUGCAGCCGGGUCGUGCAGAACAUGAGCGUCUCAUAUGGGCAUGCACACGCGAAGAACAUUAUGUUGUAGCUAAGGAAUUGUAUACUAGGAUAAGAGAAAUGGACGGUGAAAUAAGUUUAUCAGUUUGCAAUCAUGUCAUUUGGCUAAUGGGAAAAGCAAAGAAGUGGUGGGCUGCUUUAGAAAUUUACGAGGAGUUGUUGGAUAAGGGACCAGAACCAAAUAACAUGUCAAAUGAAUUGAUUGUCUCUCAUUUUAAUAUACUGCUGACUGCAGCUAGGAAAAAGGGAAUUUGGAGAUGGGGUGUGAGGUUGCUCAACAAGAUGGAAGAGAAAGGCCUUAAACCAGGCAGCAGAGAAUGGAAUUCUGUUCUUGUUGCUUGUUCCAAGGCUUCAGAAACCUCAGCUGCUAUUGAGAUAUUCAAGAGAAUGGUCGAACAAGGUGAGAAACCCACAAUAAUCUCGUAUGGGGCAUUGCUUAGUGCUCUUGAGAAAGGGAAACUCUAUGAUGAAGCCCUUCAUGUCUGGAAACAUAUGAUGAAAGUGGGUGUCCAGCCAAAUCUGUAUGCCUACACAAUCAUGGCUUCAAUAUAUGCUGUCCAAGGAAAAUUUGACAAUGUGGAUUCCGUAAUUCAGGAAAUGGGAACUGUUGGUAUCGAGCCAACGGUGGUCACUUUCAAUGCAAUAAUCAGCAGUUGUGCUCGAAAUAAUUUGGGAAGUGUGGCGUAUGAAUGGUUCCAGCGUAUGAAACUUCAAAAUAUAACCCCCAAUGAGGUUACUUAUGAAAUGUUGAUUGAGGCUCUGACAAAAGACGGUAAACCAAGGCUUGCUUAUGAGUUGCAUUUAAGGGCUCACAAUGAGGGCCUUGUGCUUUCAACUAAGGCCUAUGAUGCCGUGAUCCAAUCUUCACAAACGUAUGGUGCAACCAUAGACAUUAGCUCUCUAGGCCCUCGGCCACCAGAAAGAAAGAAAAACGUGCAGAUCAGGAAAAAUUUGUCAGAGUUCUGUAAUUUAGCUGGUGUUCCCAGGAGAAGUAAACCAUUUGAUAGAAGUGAAAUAUACACGCCACAGAAGGAAGAGUUACAUAGGUGAAUCCCAUACUUUUUCAGGAUGUUUUAUGCCAAUAUGAGAUGUAGUUUUACUAUUUGCAAUUACCAUGCUUCACCUGCAAAAUCACUUUGCUUUAGAGUAAGGCAAGCCUGUCUCUUGUGUUCAAAGUUUUUGUCCAGUAGCAUUUCUUUAUUAUAUAAUUUGUGGGACAACAUAGAAUCAGAUGUCGACUGAUCGUCCGAGUUUCCAUGUAAAUAGUUCCCUUGUACAUUUUUCACUUUGUGUCUGGAUGUCUUAGACAAAUCGACUGGAACAUCUUAUCAAGAUUCCUGUCUUUGUUGUUUAAAAAAACACACACACACGUUUUAUUAA